ACACCUCAUCUGCUGUAAACAAAGGUCCUUCGACUCCACAAUGUGCCAUUCGGGAGCGACUUGCUGGUUCUAGUGUGCCGCCUUGAGACCUGCGGUGUCUGACUAAUAUGUGACUGCGACGUGCAGCUUUACAACCUCCAUGCACCAACUGCACCAGUGAAGGAGGAUGGCUCAUCCCGCUCCUUCCCCCAUUUACUGCCUGAGAGGGGCCGGGGCCCCCCUCAACACCCUCCACUUUUGCUGCCGCGGAACAGACACUCCACUUCUUUUUUCUGGGUCUGCAAAGGGAAUGAUCCACAUGUGGAACCUGAAUAGCAGGAGACCUGAGAAAUCGUUCGAGGCUCAUGGGGGUAGUUCGAUACUCUGGGUCAGGACGCUGCAGUCCAAGGAUGCUCUCAUCAGCCAGGGGCGGGACAUGCAGGUGUGUAUGUGGGACCUGAGAGGGGGCUGCGGCGAGCUGGUGGAUUCUGUGUUCACGGGGAGUUUUGGAUUCUGUCAGUGCUCCUUGAUCGAGACGGAUCAGACGAAAAGCCUGCUGGCCUUUGCCACGCAGCAGUCAGAGGAGAUAAAGAUCGUUGAGAUUCCCAGUAAGACCACUGUCUGCACUCUGGUUCCGGAGGCCAAACUGGGAAUGGUGAUGUGCUUAAAACUGUGGCAGCCAGACUCGGGUCCCGGACCUCUCCUGUUGGCUGGAUACGAGGAUGGUUCCCUGUUGCUGUGGGACGUAACCCAGAGGUCCAAGCUGAGCCAAGUCAAAGCCCACCCUGAGCCCGUCAUGUGUCUGACCUUCGACCCCCAGCGGCUGAGGGGCAUAUCAGGCUCCGCCGAAACAAAACUCUCCUCCUGGAUUCUGGACAGCCAGAACAACAUACAGCUUCAGGAGUGCGUGAAACUGGUCAAUCCCGGAGUUUCUCAGCUCUGCAUCAGGGCCGAUGGCAAGCUUCUGGCGUCAGCCGGCUGGGACCACCGAGUGCGGAUAUUUGGUUGGAAGAAGCUGCGGCCGCUGGCGGUGCUUCAGUACCACUCUGACAUGGUGCUCAGUGUGGCUUUCUCAGACCAUCUGGACCCCCGACAGCGACUCCUAGCCGCCGGAUCCAAGGACCAGCGGAUCAGCUUGUGGUCCAUAUACAACGAGGGAGCCGCCACGGGCUGAGUCCCUGUAAUGGAGGGAUGCACAGACUGUUGGUCUGAACUUCUGUCAUCAGCACUGAUGUAAUGCUGCCUUACCUCCUGUCUGGGCCUCUUUGGGCCGCCUUCACAGUUGAGGCGCAAUAAACCCUUGGCUCAUUUUUCAGAGAGCUAAACAUAUUUGUAAAAUGCACCAUCUAUUUUGUGGGGGGAAAAGCGCUACGAUGAAUUAUUUUCUUCUUAUUUCAUGUCAUAUGACGACAUUUAAACUAUUUUUUAUUUUUCAUACCAAAGCCAAACUUGUGCAUGAAGAGAUACAUUCUAUGGAUUUUUUUUGAACUGUUGUUGACAUUCAACAUUAAAAGCUCUUUUUUUUCUAACCAUUA
Molecule: messenger RNA, 1514 nt
Organism: Oryzias latipes (Japanese medaka)
Lineage: Eukaryota; Metazoa; Chordata; Actinopteri; Beloniformes; Adrianichthyidae
Gene: gnb1l
Product: guanine nucleotide binding protein (G protein), beta polypeptide 1-like
Molecular function (GO): protein binding
Source: RefSeq, a predicted model, not a curated record